This is a messenger RNA of Nicotiana attenuata, 1719 nucleotides long. RefSeq names its product putative nucleobase-ascorbate transporter 10. Lineage: Eukaryota; Viridiplantae; Streptophyta; Magnoliopsida; Solanales; Solanaceae. Gene Ontology annotation, cellular component: membrane. Gene Ontology annotation, biological process: transmembrane transport. Gene Ontology annotation, molecular function: transmembrane transporter activity. The coding region runs from base 1 to 1596 and encodes 531 amino acids. The record is from RefSeq and is a predicted model, not a curated record. The transcript is spliced from 14 exons.
AUGUCUAGUGGAGGUGGUGAGAAUGGAGCUAAAAAAGCAGAGGAAUUACAUCCUCAUCCAACUAUGGAGCAACUUAAGAAUGUACAAUACUGUGUUAACAGCCCACCACCUUUGUCAGAAGCAUUAUUCUUGGGGUUUCAACAUUACAUAUUGAGUCUUGGUAAUAUUGUUUUAAUUCCUAGCAUCCUAGUUCCUCAAAUGGGAGGUGGCAAUGAUGAGAAGGCAAAAGUAGUACAGACAAUGCUUUUUAUUUCAGGAGUAAAUACAUUACUACAAUCUUUAUUUGGGACGAGAUUGCCAUUGGUAAUAGGUGGUUCAUAUGCAUACUUGAUACCUGUUACCUCAAUUAUCCAGGCUAAUAGGUCCUCAGUUCUUCAGGAUCCUGAGCUGAGGUUUAUGCAUACAAUGAGAGGCAUACAGGGAGCUCUUAUUGUUACUUCUGGCUUCCAAAUUGUAAUGGGCUUCUUUGGCCUGUGGAGAAAUCUUGUAAGGUUACUUAGCCCUCUAUCUGUGGCACCACUUGUUACUUUGACUGGACUAGGGCUCUACCAUCUCGGCUUCCCAUUGAUUGCAGAAUGUGUCGAAGUUGGGAUACCACAGUUGAUUUUCAUGGUUGUCAUCACACAGUAUCUACCAACAUAUCUCAAAUUGAAGAGGCCGAUAUGUGACCGGUUUGCAAUGCUCUUCUCUAUAGCAAUUAUAUGGUUCUAUGCAGCAAUCUUGACCUGGAGUGGUGCAUACAAGAAUGCAAAGGAAGCAACUUGCCGCACUGAUAGCUCUGGACUCAUUUCUGGAUCUCCUUGGAUAGAUAUACCAUAUCCAUUUCAAUGGGGGGUUCCUACCUUCAACUUUGGAGAUGCUUUAACCAUGAUGUUCGCUUCUUUUGUUGCUUCAGUUGAGUCAACUGGUGUAUUCCUUGCAUCAGCGAGAUAUGGAAGCGCUACACCAGUGCCACCUUCUGUCAUUAGCCGGGGCAUUGGUUGGCUGGGGAUAGGGACUUUGCUAAAUGCUGCUUUUGGUUGUGUCACUGGUUGCACUGCUACAGUGGAAAAUGCUGGUCUCUUGGCAAUGACAAGAGUUGGAAGCCGAAGAGUCGCACAAAUAUCUGCUGCUUUUAUGAUUUUCUUCUCCAUCUUAGGAAAAUUUGGAGCAAUUUUUGCUUCAAUACCUGCAUCAAUCAUGGCUGCCAUAUAUUGUUUUUUCUUUGGAUAUGUCUCUUCUGCUGGUCUUGGAUUUCUCCAAUUCUGUAACCUUAACAGCUUUAGGACAAAGUUCAUAUUGGGAUUCUCUCUUUUUCUGGGAUUUUCCUUACCUCGGUACUUCAGAGAGCAUCACCUUUGUUCUGGAUCUGGUCCUCUUCAUACACAUUCAAGAUGGUUUAAUGACAUAAUGUCUGUCAUCUUCAUGUCACACGCAACGGUAGCUGCUAUAGUCGCUGUAUUUUUGGAUAGGACUCUUCCAUUUAGUAACGAUGAAGCUCGAAAAGACAAUGGUUCGCAUUGGUGGGACAAGUUUGUGGUAUAUAGUAAAGAUGUUAGAAGUGAUGAGUUCUAUAAAUUACCAUGCCAACUUAAUAGGUUCUUCCCACCUUAUUAGUCAAAAAAUAUGCAUUUACUGUUUUGUUUGGUUGUUUCCUUCAUAAACUCUAUUCUUUCUGUCGUGUGAAAAAUUUCUUCAACUGAAUGCAUUCUUUGUUUUGUUCCUUUUUAUCAAACUAUA